CGGUUUUACGUUAGCGGCGGCCAUUUUCUUCUCACACCUCCGUUUCAAAGACAGCCAACCAGCUCUCGGACUACAAACCACAGUUUCAUUCAAAAAACUCCGCAAACAAAAACUUCCAACCGCCACCGGAGAACCGUUCCAAGCGCGACUCGGAGGCCGCAGCGUACACCGGGCCGAAGUGGAACUCGGAGGAGUGUUUAUUUGAGCUGAAGUGGGUGUCUGUAGCGUGAAACGAUAUGGCGACCGCAACCCCGAGCCGCGCGUCGGCCGCGCAAACGCCGCUGAGCCCCGCGCGGAUCUCGCGUCUGCAGGAGAAACAGGAGCUGAGCGCGCUUAACGACCGCCUGGCCGUUUACAUCGACCGCGUGCGGUCCCUCGAGCUCGAGAACGACCGGCUGCUCGUCAAAGUCUCCGAGAAGGAGGAAGUCACGACCAGAGAGGUGUCUGGGAUAAAGUCUCUCUACGAGGCCGAGCUCGCGGACACCAGGCGUGUGCUUGACGAAACGGCGCGUGAAAGAGCCAAACUUCAGAUCAAUCUGGGAAAAGCCAACUCGGAGCUCGAGGAGGUCACCCGCAACUAUAAGAAGAAGGAUGGAGACUUGGCUCUGGCUCAGGCUCGAAUCAAGGAACUGGAAGCGCAGUACAACAAGAACGAGGCGGCUCUCAACACGGCGCUCAGCGAGAACAAGUCUUUAUCCGCUGAACUCGCCGACCUGAAGGCUCAGCUGGCCAAAGCUGAAAACGCUCACGGUGUGGCCAAGAAACAGCUGGAGGCGGAGACGCUGAUGAGGGUGGAUCUGGAAAACCGCUGCCAGAGUCUGGCGGAGGAGCUGGAGUUCAGGAAGAGCAUGUUUGAGGAGGAGGUGCGUGAGACUCGCCAGCGUCGUGAGAAGCGCAUGGUGGAGGUGGAUUCGGGCAUGCAGCAGGACUACGAGUUCAAGCUGGCGCAGGCGCUGCAGGAUCUGCGCAGACAGCACGAGGAGCAAGUGCAGAUCUACAAGGACGAGCUGCAGCAGACCUUCAAGGCCAAGCUGGAUAAUGCCAAGGUGUCGUCUGACCUGAAUGAUAAGGCAGUGCUCACUGCCCGCGAGGAGCUGCAGGAAGCCCACAUGAGGAUCGAGGGCCUGAGCUAUCAGCUCAGUGCUCUGCAGAAACAGGCAUCUGCCGCAGAGGAGCGCAUCCGCGAGCUGGAGAGCAUGCUGUCCAGCGACCGGGACAAGUACCGCCGACAGCUGGACGCCAAGGAGCGCGAGAUGGCCGAGCUGAGGGAGUGCAUGCAGCAGCAGCUCAACGAGUACCAGGAGCUGCUGGACGUCAAACUGGCCCUGGACAUGGAGAUCAACGCCUACAGGAAGCUGCUGGAGGGCGAGGAGGACAGGCUGAAGUUGUCCCCCAGCCCGUCCUCACGGGUCACGGUGUCCCGCACCACAGCGAGCAGCACUUCUACGUCUUCACGUAGCACCCGCGCCAAGAGAAAGCGCGUGGAGCUGGAGGAAGCGUCCACCGCGGCUCCUAAAGUGCAGAUCAGCCAGGAGGCCGAAGCCACGGGCAGCGUCAGUAUCGAGGAGAUUGACCUGGAGGGGAAAUCGGUGACCCUCAGGAACAACUCUGACAAGGAUCACUCUCUGGGCAGCUGGCGACUAAAGAGACAAAUUGCCGAUGGAGAGGAAAUCACCUAUAAAUUCAGUCCCAAGUUUGUCCUGAAGGCCGGCCAGACGGUAACGGUGUGGAGCGCCGAUGCCGGCGUGUCCCACAGUCCUCCUUCAGACCUGCUGUGGAAGAGCCAGAGCUCUUGGGGCACCGGAGAGAAGAUCCUCACCUUACUGGUCAAUUCCAGCGGAGAGGACGUGGCAAAGCGAACCGUAACUAAAAGCGUGAUAGAAAUGGAGAACGGUGAUGACGAGGAGGGAGACUUUGGAGACGAAGAUCUCUUCCAUCAGCAGGGCGAUCCAAAGACCCGAUCCAGAGAAUGUGCCGUCAUGUGAUGGAGCCGCGCACUUUUAGUAUUUUCCUUCCCACGAUUCAGUCUUUUUUGUAGAGCCACUACUUUUGUAUUUUUCGAAUCAUGAGUUUAUAACGCCCCUCCCUCGAUCCAUUAUUUGUACGGACCUCAUUUGUAAAGCCAGUUAAUCUUGAGCUGCGAUGCUAUUUUUCAGUCGCCGCUUAUCAAUGAAUAGUCUUUCCAGACGUCCCGUAGGAGUCGAAGCGCUUCAGAACGGCAGCGACAUCCCAUUACGUACCGUUGGCGAAUGCCAUCCGAGAAUGAGUCAAAGGACCUGAAAUUAGAGAGUAUCUGUGCGAGCCGGUGACUAACGAAUCUGCAUAUUCAUGUCAAUGAAUCAUGCAUUUUCUCGUCACCGUGGGGUUAUGAAUGGGGGAAUUAUUUUUGUUCUGUAGUGCACUAUAGCCCGUAACUGACAGCUGUCGCUUAGUGUACCUUAUGUUUUUGUGCUUCGCCAACCAGAUGAACAGGGUGGAAACGAAACUAGAUUAUUCUAAAUGACCGUCUAAACGUCAUGUGUUUUGAUUCAUGCUUUACAUAGUGUUAUGUAUGUUUGAAUCAGUGACUGAGACAUUUGAGAUCCCUGCUCAACCUAAAUAUAUAACAAACACAAAUGGUAACCAGAAUAGUGCUUUCUGAUGAGUACAAUGUAAAAAGACUACUCAAUUUAGUAUUCAAAGGAGUUCAAGUUCAUUUAAAUAUUCAAAACGUUUUCAGUUUAUUCAAAUAU
Sinocyclocheilus anshuiensis is the source of this 2732-nucleotide messenger RNA. RefSeq names its product lamin B2 (gene lmnb2). The transcript has 12 exons. Gene Ontology annotation, cellular component: nuclear envelope; nuclear lamina. The record is from RefSeq and is a predicted model, not a curated record. The coding region runs from base 237 to 1985 and encodes 582 amino acids. Gene Ontology annotation, biological process: nuclear migration; protein localization to nuclear envelope; heterochromatin formation. NCBI's taxonomy places the organism in Eukaryota, Metazoa, Chordata, Actinopteri, Cypriniformes, Cyprinidae. Gene Ontology annotation, molecular function: structural constituent of cytoskeleton.